GGCCGCAGAUGGCGCGCGUUUGACACAGCAAAUUCCACAGAAGGUUGGCGUCCGUCUCUUGGCAAUAACCGAUGUUUAUCAAAGAAUAUAUUGGUGCUGAGGAAGACCACUACAAAUAACGAGCAAGAUGUUGGUGCCAAUCUUCACUUUGAAGCUGAAUCAUAAAAUCAACCCACGCAUGGUUACUAUUGGAAAGUAUGAUGGCAAGCAUCCUAACCUCACAGCAGCCACAACGGCAGGAAAGGUCUUUGUCCACAACCCUCACACUCGCGCUGUGCGUGGAGGACGAGCCAGUGAAAUAGCGGUGGAUUCAGACAUCAGUCUCCUCAAUAUCAACCAGAAAAUCAGUGCCAUCUGUGCUGGGUCACUUGAUUCAAUGGGUGUGAAUGACAUCCUGAUGGUGGGCACCCAAACGAACCUCCUAGCGUACGAUGUCCAGAACAACACGGAUAUCUUCUACAAGGAUGCACCAGAUGGAGUGAAUGCUGUUGUGAUGGGUAAACUAGGAACCAUCAAUACACCCCUAGCAAUCACAGGAGGAAACUGUGCUCUGUCUGGAUUUGACAUUGAGGGAAAUGAUCUCUUCUGGACGGUGACUGGUGACAACGUAUGUUCUUUAGCAUUAUGCCAGUUUUCUGGAGAUGGCAGGAAUCAACUGGUUGUUGGAUCAGAAGAUUACGACAUCAGGGUAUUCCAAGAAGACGAGAUCAUUGCUGAAAUGACAGAGACAGAGGCCAUAACAGCUCUCUGCCCAAUGACAGAUGCUAGGUUUGGUUAUGCAUUGGCAAAUGGUACUGUUGGUGUUUAUGAAAAGAAUUCAAGGUACUGGAGAAUUAAGUCUAAGAACCAGGCAGUCACCAUAGAUAGCUUUGAUCUGGAUGCAGAUGGCGUACCUGAACUGAUCACAGGCUGGAGCAAUGGCAAGAUUGAUGCAAGAAGUGAUAGGACUGGUGAGGUCGUCUUCCGGGAUAACUUGUCCUCGGCCAUUGCAGGGAUUGUGCAGGGUGAUUAUAGAAUGGAUGGAAACAUGGAACUUAUCUGCUGCUCAAACGAAGGAGAAGUGCGAGGUUACCUACCAGCUAAUCAGGAGCAGAAAGGAAAUCUCAUGGACACCAACAUCGAGCAGGAAACUAUCCGAGAUCUGAGCCAGCGCAAACAGAACCUCAUCCUGGAAAUCAAGAACUAUGAGGAGAAUGCUAAGGCUGGAAAGGAUGAGAGACCAUCUGGUCUAGGUGAUCUAGACAAGGCACAGAUGGGCAUCAUCCCUGCAAAUACUCAACUCCAGACUACCCUCACUGUGAACUCGGGUGCUGAGAAUAGCGCUCCCCAUGUUGAACUGACAGUGAACACCAGCAAUGAUACCGUUUUGAAAUCUGUUCUCAUAUUUGCUGAGGGGAUCUUUGAAGGAGAGAGUCAUGUCAUACACCCCAACACACCUAGUUUAUCUAACUCCUUGAAAGUGCCAAUAGUCCCACCCAAAGACAUCCCUGUGGAUUUACACAUCAAAGCAUUCGUUGGUACAAAGUCAAGUAUGCAGUUCCAUGUGUUUGAGGUAACUCGGCAGCUCCCAAGAUUCUCCAUGUACGUACCCUGCACAGACCAGGUCCCUGAGCCGAAGAGUAGUGUGGUCUUCACCAUCAAUGAAAGGAUACAAAGGGUGGUGCUGUGGAUAAAUCAGAACUUCUUAGUAGAUGAGGACAUAGCAGCUGAGACACCCCUCAAUGUAGGAUUCCUUUCCUUGAGAGGAUCAGGUCCUAUCUUCAUUCAGAUGCAGGCCAAUGGACAGAUAACCAUCCGUACAGAUGACAUGGAUCUAGCUGGUGAUCUCAUCCAAGCAUUGGCUUCAUUCCUGGGUAUAGAUGACCUUCAGGUUGUAGCUGAUUACCCCAUGCAUAUGGAGGAUCUCAAGAAUCUACUGGUCAAGGUGGAUGAAUUCCAUUCUGUGAGACAGAAGUUAACAGCUGAGAUGGCAGACCAUUCUAACUUGAUCAGGAGUCUGGUCGUCAGAGCUGAAGAUGCUCGUCUCAUGUCUGACAUGAGGAACAUGCGUCGUGGGUACAUGGAGUUGUUUGACCUGAAUCGUGACCUGGUGAAUGGUUAUAAGAUCCGUUGCUCUAACCACCAAGAGCUGCUCAAUUGUCUCAAGCUGGUCAACCAAACCAUCCAAAAGGCUGGUCAACUAAGAGUUGGGAAGUUCAAGACCAUGGUGGUGUCAUCCUGCAGGCAAGCCAUCAAGGAGAAUAACAUCAGUGCUUUGUUUAAGAUCAUCAAGACAGGAACAUCAUGAAGAGGAAGGCUGGUAUCAAAAAGACAAUCAUAUCACUUCUCUCUAAUCUCAUCGGAGGUCAUUAGUACCGAUGCUCUCAUCGUCUUCAAGGAAUCUAUUCAGAAAGUACCGCUCAGUCUCUCGAUCUCGUUUUGAAGGACUUUAUUCAUUGAGUACUGCUGCUUAUAUAUUUUCUUUCUCUCUCUCAUCAUGAAAGAGUUUAUUUAUUAGUCUCUGUCCGUCCAAUUCAUGAUUAACUCAGAACCUUGACUAUCUGUAAGACUGAGUUGAAUCUUUGUGCCUAGGUAGAUUUUUAGUGCAAUUCGAAAGGUACAUAGUGUGAAUCUGCUGAGAGGGUAUUAUUAUACAAGUAAUUCACCUUUUUUUGUGUGUGUUUGUUAAAGGACAUUGAUUUUUGAAAAACUUUGGGCCCACGUGUGAAUGGCGUAUCAAGUAACCUUAAUAUGCAUGUCUCCUUUAACUCAGAUGUUACACAAAUAUCUUUGGGAAAAAAAAUUCUGAGGUAACGCACCGUUUGAAAUUGGCUGCAUAUAUGCAUGCAGGUUAUUUCAAAGUCUAUGAAAUAGACUGCAUAAUUCAAAAAUUAUUUGAAAACUAGGUGUUGCACACUGGUAGUGAUAUUCCUUUUUUUUCUUCGGGCGUUGCCCAUUUUGAUAUUUUAUUUUAUUUUGUCAAUACUGCCCAAUUAUGGCAGAUUUCAUUGCAGGUUUCCAAGAUUGACUAAAUUAUUUUACAACAAAAAAAAACACAGAACUAUAUCACUGCUAUUGUUUGUGGUAUAAAGUGUUUGUUAUAACUUGAUAGCAACCUUUUAGCUUGGUGGGGAGAAAAUCAUUUUACAAAUCAUUUACAUUCCGUAAUCUAUUUUUGAUAGCAACCCUGUAGACUUGUGCAGAUGAACAAUUGAUGUAGGGAGCAACCUUGGACAGCAAACACAGGCUUGAAUUUUAGUGAAUGCUGGCUGCCCCUGUACACAGUAUAGAUGUAUUCUUCUUUAAACAUAUAAAGAAAAUGUUGACAUACUUGUAUUGCUUCAUCUAUAUUGUGAAACUGUUUUGAAAUGUCUUCAUGUCAUAUCAUAGAAAUGUGAUACUGCCCUGGCAGGAGACAAUAAACACAAGUACAUAACACUAGCAAUGAUAUGUGACAAUGCAGGCAAUUGCUAGGCUUGUUUUCAGCGUCCAGUAUCCCUUUUAUGAAUUUCGACACGUUUCUUAGCAAUGAAGAUAAAAAUCAUUUACUGGUGGUAUGUAUACACCUGUAGAUAUUGCCAUAGAAAGGGUUUUAUUGUUGAAACAAAUUGAUAUGUUCAAUAAUUUAUCCUUCAAUUCGCCUCAAAUGUGAAGUAUUUGAAUUUUUAAUCAUGGUAUGAUAAGCUUUUUCUAUUGUUGCCUUUCAGCGUGCAUGUUGUAUUCAAAUAUUGUAGUUUUGAAAUUAGUGUACAUAACAUUGUAAAUGGCAGGUUGUACAUAUUCUACAUGUGGAGAAAUAUAAUUCAUAGUAUGUCUGUGAAAAAUUAUAAA
Messenger RNA from Strongylocentrotus purpuratus (purple sea urchin), 3810 nucleotides. It is a transcript of the gene bbs2, whose product is annotated as Bardet-Biedl syndrome 2 protein homolog. Gene Ontology annotation, cellular component: motile cilium; membrane; ciliary basal body. The transcript has 18 exons. The record is from RefSeq and is a predicted model, not a curated record. Gene Ontology annotation, biological process: non-motile cilium assembly. Gene Ontology annotation, molecular function: protein binding. NCBI's taxonomy places the organism in Eukaryota, Metazoa, Echinodermata, Echinoidea, Camarodonta, Strongylocentrotidae. The coding region runs from base 128 to 2287 and encodes 719 amino acids.